Molecule: messenger RNA, 3231 nt
Organism: Mugil cephalus (flathead mullet)
Lineage: Eukaryota; Metazoa; Chordata; Actinopteri; Mugiliformes; Mugilidae
Gene: il4i1
Product: interleukin 4 induced 1
Exons: 9
Coding region: 1323-2858 (511 amino acids)
Biological process (GO): amino acid catabolic process
Molecular function (GO): polyamine oxidase activity; L-amino-acid oxidase activity
Source: RefSeq, a predicted model, not a curated record
ACAAAGUAAUUUUUGCUCAGUGGCUCCAAGAGUACCUAUCUGCAAGUAGGAGAUUGACUAGAGCCCCAACCUGCUGUGUAAAACAUUUUUGAUUUUUGCAAGAUAGCUUCUGUAAUCAAUAAAAAAAAAAAAAUGUUCAACUAAAUAAAUACAGCUGGCUCACUAGCUGUACUGUUGGUGAUAGAUCAGCCCCUUCUUGCCAAGAGGGUAAUUUUUGCUCAGUGGCUCCACCUAACACUGACUUGAGCCCCAACCUACUCUGAAAAAACCUUUUUGAUUUUUGCAAGAUCACUUUCUGCAAUCAAUAAAACAAUCAAUAAAAUGACCAAGGAAUCUUUCCAAGCCAAAAGACGUCUAUUGGCUCAAGGAACCAACAGAACAGGGACCAAGCAGCCACUCAAACCUACUGAAAGGCAAAGAGGUGUGGACCUUCAAGCAGCAAAGUCAUCAGGAUAACGUGAUAUUAACAAGGUCAGGUCUUGUUAAAGCCACAAAGGUGCCUGGACAAGGUUUGUGGUACCUGUGUGGUAACAGUUUGGCUCAUCUCGUGGUAGAUGGAGAAGUCAGGACUUUUCAAGACCCAUUAAGGGAAAAACUAAUGGAGGUUCUUGAUGUACUGUUUUAUAUUCAGAAUGACUGGCCCAAGUGGGAGUUGAAAAUGAAUGGAAGUGAUGCCGAAGUUUUGUCCAUAUGUGGAGGAUCUGGGGAUGAAUCCAAUGGAAAUCGAAGAAUCUCAAGACAAAAACCUUCGGAAGCUCUCAACAUGAUGAUAGCAAACCAAAGUGCAAAGAGAGCUGCUGGGAACUCAAACAACUAAAUAUUUGCAGAGAGGGCAUCAUGAAAUAUGGAUCAUUAUAAUAUAGAAUAACUAUAAAUCUGUUAUUGUUUUUGCUUUCUUAAGAAGCUGUGCUUAAAUGCUGUUGACACUUGGUAAAACGAAAGUGAGCAACCUGUUUAGACCAUGGCAUGCGGUGGCAACUUCUGACAGGAAGCUCUACUGCUUUUUUGAGAACUAUUGCUUCUGACGUAUUUGAGGUAACUGGCAAAGCAUGUUCAACUAAAUAAAUACAGCUGGUGGCGAUAGAUAAUUCGGCCCCUUCUUGCCAAGAAGGUAAUUUUUGCUCCACUUAACACUGACUUGAGCCCCAACCUGGUCUGCAAAACGUAGACGUUUUGUACGAUCGCUUUCUGCAAUCAAUAAAACAAUCGAUAAAACAACCAAUUUCCAAGGGAAAAGACAUCUAUUGGUUUCAUUUUCCUCUCACAGUGUCAGUGUCAGCAGCAAUGGGAAACGGUCCAGACUGUGGAGCUCCAUCAUCUCAAUGAUGCCUCACAUGGCCCUGUGCAAAUUCUUUCCUCUGGUUUUAGUGGGCGUUGUGGUGUUUGCUGUGAGCGGGAUCAUUGGAGACCCUCUGUUCGAGUGCCUCCAAGACACAGACUACAGCGAGCUCCUGGGCAUUGUGGAUAAAGGUCUUCCCGCUGCGAAGACACCUCGACAUGUGGCAAUCAUCGGCGGGGGCAUCGCUGGACUGACCGCUGCAAAGUUUCUGGAAGACGCUGGGCAUAAGGUGACCAUAAUAGAGGCCAGUGAUCGCAUCGGCGGACGGGUGGAGACCUUCAGAAACAGAAGAGAGGGCUGGUACGCAGAAGUGGGCGCUAUGAGGAUCCCCAGCUUUCAUAAGAUUCUCCUUUCCUUUGCUUCCAAGUUACAAAUCCCCCUGAAUCGAUUCAUCCAAGAUGACAUCAACACCUACUAUUUUGUAAAUGGACUUCUACAGAAAACGUAUGCCGUGGAGAACAAUCCCGGUGUGCUCAACUACAGCCUGACUGACAGGGAGAAAGGGAAGUCGGCCGCUCAGCUCUUCAGCCAGUCGCUGUGGAAGGUGAGGGACGACCUGAAGGCAAUCGGCUGCAGCGCCAUGUUGGAUAAAUAUGAUUCCUACACGGUUAAGGAGUAUCUGGUGAAGGAGGGCAACCUGAGUCGUGGUGCUUUGAGGAUGAUCGGGGACAUCCUGAAUGAGAACAGCCUCUUCUACACGUCGCUGGUAGAGAUGCUGUACAUUCAGUCGGACAUCAACGACAAAACUGAGUACUAUGAAGUGACAGACGGCUUUGACCACCUCCCCAGGGCCUUCUACGAGCUUUUAAAUGCCACAAUCCUCCUCAACUCCAAGGUCAAGCUGAUAAACCAAACAGGUGGUGGGAAUGUGACCAUAACGUACCACGAUUGGCGUAAUUCAGGCUCCCAGAACAACCUAACAGUGGACUAUGCCCUGGUCACGCCCACCGCCAAGGCCACCCUCUUCAUUGACUUCCAACCACCACUGUCUGGGGACAAGAUGGAGGCGCUGCGGUCAGUUCAUUAUGCCAGCUCCACCAAGGUGGUACUCAGCUUUCGAGUGCGCUUCUGGGAGAAAGAGGGCAUCAGAGGUGGGAAGAGCAUCACAGACCGGCCAUCUCGUUUCAUCUACUACCCCAGCCACAGCUUCCCUGGUACGACGGCGGGGGCCCUCCUGGCGUCCUACACAUGCUCCGACGACUCCACCCUUUUCCAGGGGAUGAGCGAGGAGGACUUGAUGGCCGUGGUCCUGGAGGACUUGGUGAAGAUCCACGGAGAGUACAUCAGGCCUCUGUGCACUGGGGGAAUGGUGAAGAAGUGGGGGCUGGAUCCUUACAGUCUAGGGGCAUUUGCUCUGUUCACUCCCUACCAGAAGGGGCACUACGCCAGGGAACUGUUCCAGAGCGAGGGACGAGUGCACUUUGCGGGAGAGCAUACGGCUACACCUCACGGGUGGAUUGAAACUGCAAUGAAGUCUGCACUCAGGGCCGCUAAAAAUAUUAACAGCCACACAUUGUAGGCAUUCUUUUUUUUUGCUGUUGUUGUUGUUCACUUUUAUAGGGUUUGUCUGGUCUAUUAACGUCAGCGCACUCUGGUGUGAUGUAUAUUUUUUAUGGUAUGAAUAUAUUUAUUGGACUAAGUAGCCUUUAUGCAAAAGCUUGUCUGUUUUAGCAAAUAUGCUGAUUAAAUCCCACAACAUUUUUAGGAUUACUGCAAAUUUAAUUAUCUUCACCGCAGCGUUACAAAAUAUUGCAAUUAUAGUAAUAAGAGGUGCUGAUGAAACUAAACCAGCAGAUUUGUACAUUUCUUUUCAGCUACAUCAUUUUCAGCGAUAUUUCAUUUUCAAAUAUGCAAAUCAAAUAUAUGAAUAAAGUCAACGCUUUUAAUUGUCA